Messenger RNA from Neurospora hispaniola, 3339 nucleotides. RefSeq lists its product as uncharacterized. The coding region runs from base 1 to 3339 and encodes 1112 amino acids. Gene Ontology annotation, biological process: osmosensory signaling via phosphorelay pathway. Gene Ontology annotation, molecular function: protein kinase activator activity; phosphorelay response regulator activity. The record is from RefSeq and is a predicted model, not a curated record. Lineage: Eukaryota; Fungi; Ascomycota; Sordariomycetes; Sordariales; Sordariaceae. The transcript is spliced from 2 exons.
AUGGUCGAUCUCAAAUCCAAGCUACGAGCCAGGCUCUCCAGGAGGAAUUCCGGCAUAUCCUUGCUCACGUCCAGCAAGAGCUACAGCGGCACCGGCAACCAUGGCAGCAUCCACAGCCCCAACGACGACGCCAGGAGCGACAAAAACCUUGACUUGGAGAGCGUGCGACCAACAUCGUCAGUAUCCGCUGAUGCCAUCACCGACGCAGGCGGAAGAGGAGGCCGGGAGCAAAAGCGGGUAGGAGGCGGAGAAGAAGCAGCUGGCGGUGCGGGAACGGGAGCGGGAGCUGGAGCCGCAAACGUUGCCUCCGGAGAACACAAGGAAAAGGCAUCAGGGUUCCUUGCUCUCUUGAUCGGGGCGAGCCACAGCGCAAGGACAGGAUCGCGACAAGCCACCUCUCCGAAACAAGCUGCGCAAAGCAUUCGGAGCGUUGACGACGCCCAGCACACAAGCGAGACCCCAGGUGCUAUAACCGGCCAGCCGGGAGAGGACGGCAGACUGAAACAGUACGGGUCGAACACCGACGACACUAAUGGUGACUGUCUUAGCAGAGGCGGCAGCGGCGACAAAGACGAAAAUGCGGAUCUCCAACUCGUUCCCCCUGCGGUUGCGGAUCCUGCCGGUGCUGGUGCUGGGUCUGGGCACGUUGCCAGCAGCAGCAGCGCUCGUGCUGGCACUGACAAUUACAGCAAGUGCGACACGGGAAGCCCCAAUUCGAAAAGUGCCCAGCAGCAUGGCGUCAAUGCUGCGCCUGCCGCGGCAGGAGGUGCUGCAACCAAUGCAACCAGCGCUAGAUCUGCCAGCAGCCAGCCACCUGCAAGCUCCGUAACGAAUCGCGCUGCCCCUGGUGCUGGCUCCGACUGGACACCCGCUAGCGAUCUGCGGCGGGUCUCAAUCAGCAGCGCAAGAGUUUCCAGCCUUGCCAGCAUCCACGAGGAUGAUGACCUUGCGCAUACCGCUGCCGGUGACGAACCUCUACCGCCUCCAACAACAUCCACACUUGCCACAACAAUUGAUGCUGCCACCCUUGAUGCCACCACCCCAACCAACCCCAAUCCAAAUCCCUUUGAAAAUUCCCAUCAUCGACAGCUCGCUGACGCCGCUGCUCAAUCUGCCACCCCUACCACCGCCGCUCCCGAUAUCGUGCGCAGGGUUCGUCUGAUUGAUUCGGCUGUAAAUUUGUCGUCCUCCCAGCCUCCGACGCCUGCACCACUCGCUACAUCUGCCGCUGCGUCGCCGUCCAUUGUCUCGUUCAAUUCCGUCGCGCCUCUUUCGCCGACUGGUACCGUACCCCUUAGCCCAAGUGCAGAAACUCCUUCAAUCGCGCCCUUGCCCUUUUCGACCUCGACUCCUGCCAAUCUUAAUCUCAAUCCGCCGUCUACAGAUCCCACAGCCACCCCGGGUAGUCCUACCACCACCGCGCUCUCCACGUCGACCGCUCUCACGCGGCCCUCGGUUCCACCGAGACGUCAGAGUCUUUUGCCCAGUCGCCAGACGACUCUCAUUCGAACGCUCCUCGACGCGAACCAGACCGAUGAACUCGACACCGGCGCUAACACCAACGACCACCUCCUUCCUAUAAGCGCCACCAUGGUGACGCGCAAGAUCUGGGUCAAGCGGCCGGGUGGCUCCGCGACCCUGGUCACGAUCAAUGAAGAGGACUUGGUCGAUGACGUGCGGGAUAUGAUCCUCAGAAAAUACGCCAACUCCCUAGGUCGCCAAUUCGACUCCCCCGAUUUGAUCCUGCGGAUAGCCCCCAGGGAGUCGCAAAGACAGGAGCGGGUCUUGGGCCCAGAGGAGCCAAUGGCCCGGACCUUGGAUGCAUAUUUCCCCGGAGGCCAGACAGUGGACGAAGCCCUUGUCAUCGACAUCCCGCCCCGUCGCACACCAAAGGAAUCACCCAGGACCGGCCCCCCGCAUGUUCCUCACGGCUUGCCGACGUAUUACGAAGAGACACAUAGACCGUCGGAAGGAGGUACCGAUUAUUUUGGCCCUGGCGCUCUCGCCCAUCUAGCCCCCGGCAUCGGUGGUGGCCCUGUCAUGACUGCCCCUGUUAAUGGCCCGCCGCAGUCACAUCCUCAUACCAUAUCCGGUUUGGGACCAGGACACAUCCCCCAGCUACCCUCCCCGGGAGGAACACGGCCCCGUCAGUACCGCGAACGGCCAGAUCGUCCUCGCCUGGGUAGGCAACAUACAUCAUCGCCCACGAUUCUCAACGUAGUUGGAGCCGGAGGUCACGCCGCUACGAUCGCAGUGUCUUCGGCAAAUCAUGGUAUGCAGCAAUCCUCCGUUUCCAAGGUUCAACGAUCAAGGACUCAUUCCAUUGCCUCGUCAGAACAAUCCACGACCGGUGCCGUUCCCGGUCCCCCGGCGUCAGCUCCGCAUGCCCCUCAUGUCCCUUCGGCACCGCCCUUGCCUACUCCGCCACCUGCUGCGCAAGAGCCUGUCCCGGCUAUCCCAACACAGCAUCCGGUCACUACUCCCCCAGCAAGAGUGGCCUCCCCUCGGCCUCCGACAGCAAUGGCAACAAGAACCAAGAAAAAGAAAGCCACGCCAGACCACACACCUCUGCCAGCGGUAAUGCUCAAUAGUGCCGUUCCACCAAUUAAUGUCUUGAUUGUGGAAGACAAUAUCAUCAAUCUCAAACUCCUUGAGGCUUUCGUCAAGCGACUAAAGGUCCGGUGGCAGACCGCUAUGAACGGCCGAGAAGCUGUCAACAAGUGGCGCAAGGGAGGCUUUCACUUGGUGUUGAUGGAUAUUCAGCUGCCCAUCAUGAGUGGCCUGGAAGCGACUAGGGAGAUUCGAAGGCUCGAACGCAUGAACUCGAUUGGUGUGUUUUCCAACAGCAACAGCAAUGGAGGAACCAAUGGCGGCGAAUCUGGCGGCGAUCCUGACGUGAUGCCCGAGGAAGACAAACUUGAAAAUAUUGAGCUGUUCAAGAGUCCCGUCAUCAUCGUAGCUCUCACGGCCAGCUCGCUGCAGAGUGACAGGCACGAGGCCCUGGCAGCGGGUUGCAAUGAUUUCUUGACCAAGCCCAUUACCUACAUUUGGCUGGAACGCAAAGUCAUGGAAUGGGGCUGCAUGCAAGCCCUUAUCGACUUUGACGGUUGGCGGAAAUGGAAAGAUUUUGGGUCGAGCAAUGGCGAGGACAAGAAGGACAAUGCGUCUGCGGUCAAGGACAGCAGCGGGAUGGCCUCCAAGAAAGCCGUCACCAGACCCAAGAGGAAACCGACUAUGCAAAAGGAGGUCACAAGCCCACAUCACCCAGCACAAGCGGCGCCGCCUUCAGAGGUGUCACAUACCACCCAGACGAGUCAGACUUCGAGCGACGAUAAGUGA